GGCUUGGAGGCUGGUCAAAACUCGACUUGAGAUCCUGUGCAAAGGCUGAGUGAACUGUGUGCCCCUCUAGCUAUUAAAGCCUGCAGAGCUGCCAUAGGUUAUCUAGCAGCCAGCUAACAAUUAGGCAGCAGGGCUCCUCUCUCUGUCACUGUCAUGUGUCACUGAAUACGAUCAUUGUCCAUCCCUGGAGAAAGGAAACUGAAAGAACCUCAUCAUACACAGUGUACGGGAUUAAGGGAUUGUGUCAUUGGUCUCAGCUCACCCCAUUUGGAUGCUCCUAUAGGGAUACGGGUGGGAGAAGCCGGAGUGGAGAAGUAAGUGGACAGAAGAGACGGAGAUGUACGAGGUCCAGGCUGGAGGUGCCCCGUCCUCUUCCCCCCCGUCCUCUUCCCCCUCGUCCUGCUCCUACUCUUCAUCCCUGGCCGGGGACUCGGAGAUAGACGUGGAGAGCCUGGAGCUGGACGGACAGCCCGAACCUUGCAGGAUUGUGGAGCCAGAAGAGGAGGACGAUGAUGAGGAGGAGCACCAUGGCGAUGGCCAUAGUAGGAGCGAUCAGCAGCAGAAAUGUGCAGAGAAAGGUGGAGAGCAGAGGAAGCUGAGCAGGACCCCAAAGUGUGCCAGGUGCCGGAAUCAUGGGGUGGUGUCCUGUCUGAAGGGCCACAAGCGCUUCUGUCGCUGGAGGGACUGUCAGUGUGCCAACUGCCUGCUGGUGGUAGAGAGGCAGAGAGUCAUGGCAGCCCAGGUGGCUCUAAGGAGACAGCAAGCCACAGAGGAUAAGAAAGGCCUAACAGGGAAACCAACCGUAACAGAGAGAAAAACGGUGUAUCAAAGACAUAUAAGAACCCCCAGCUUGCUGGCGAAGAGUAUACUGGAAGGUUAUCGACCCUUGCCAGCAGAUUCCUACAUGGGGCCCAAUUCCCCCCUGCCAGGCCCUGUGAGUGACAGAAUGAGGAAGAGACGAGCCUUUGCUGAUAAGGAGUUGGAGAAUAUUAUGCUGGAGAGGGAGUACAAGGAAAGAGAGAUGCUAGAAGCCACUCAGGCUGCCAACCUCUUCUUGCCCAGCCGCAUGGUACAUGCUGCAGAGUACAACUCCUACAAAGCUGCCUAUGGGAACUCACAGGUUGAUGUCCCUAACAAAGAGUUCUGCAACUUUGUGCCUACUUGCCUUGACCUCACCAUGCAGUAUUCGGGGGCAGGGAAUGUGGAACUUAUUUCUUCUAAUGUCAGUGUGGCAACUACCUAUAGACAAUACCCCAUCCCCUCCAGGUUCGUGGUGUGGCCAAAAGCUGGAGGCCCUAUCACUGAUGCUCUUCUCUACCAACAGUACUUGUUAAAUGCCACAGCCAUGCAGGCACUGAAAUCUGGCUCAAACUGGGACUCCAAAAACAACCACAUGAUUGAUUGCCAACCUACAGAACAUGAUAUGGUACCUCCUAAAUUAGAGGGCCAAAUGCUCCAUCAACCGAACCUGUCCCAAGGUGUUGGAGAAAGAUCUGCAUUUUCUCCUCCUAAAAGGAACUUCUCACAGUUACCCAGCAAAGACAGUUUGUCUCCCCAGGACAGUCUUAUGAACAAGAUCAGUAAGGAAACGGCAAAGCAGCCUCUGUCUUUAAAGUAUAGCCCCUUCCACUCAUUAUUUCAACAGGCACAUCUUGAGAAGUCAUUGUCAGAGCUUAAAACACAGAGUGUCAAAGACCCCUAUGAAGAGCCUGCAAAGAAAUUCAGAGAAUGCACGUCCAAGGAAAACCAGAAGUACAAAUUAACUGUUGAUAGUUACAACAAGGAGUUUAUCUUGGGAAAAGAACCAGGAACAAAACUUUCUGUCAAUGAGCCCUUACCGUUUUCUGUUGAAUCAAUCCUGAAGAUGCCUUCAACCACAUCACAAAGAGCCAGCCAGUAGACAUUCUGCCAAAAAGAGUCUGUAGCUACUGGUUUAGCUACUCGUGUCUAUAACAUUUUUGAUACAAUGUACAGAAUACACAUUUGCAUGUUUCUUUUUUUUUUUGUACAAAAAACAAUAUUUAAAUGUAAAAAAUUUGAUCUGCAAAUGUGAAUUGUAAAGUAAUUGAAUAUUAAACAAAUAUAUAAAUAUAUAUAAGUAAUAAAACACAAUGACAAAAGUA
Rana temporaria (common frog) is the source of this 2123-nucleotide messenger RNA. RefSeq names its product doublesex and mab-3 related transcription factor 2 (gene DMRT2). The record is from RefSeq and is a predicted model, not a curated record. Gene Ontology annotation, molecular function: DNA-binding transcription factor activity, RNA polymerase II-specific; RNA polymerase II cis-regulatory region sequence-specific DNA binding. Gene Ontology annotation, biological process: regulation of transcription by RNA polymerase II; sex differentiation. Gene Ontology annotation, cellular component: nucleus. The coding region runs from base 338 to 1900 and encodes 520 amino acids. The transcript is spliced from 4 exons. NCBI's taxonomy places the organism in Eukaryota, Metazoa, Chordata, Amphibia, Anura, Ranidae.